AUGAGAGGGGUUGAGACGAGGAGAGGCAAGGGGAACGCGGUGGUAGGAGGAGGGAGUAGAGGCGGGGUAAGUGGGGGUUCGGAUUUGGGGAAGAAGAAAUUGCACUGGAAGCAGAGGAAAGCGAUGGAAGAAAAGAAGCAAGCGGAUGAGGGGAAGGGAAAGCAAGAGGGAGAAACUGCUGAGGCGGAUUUGGGGAAGAAGAAAUUGCACUGGAAGCAGAGGAAAGCGAUGGAAGAAAAGAAGCAAGCGGAUGAGGGGAGGAGAAAUAGAGCAGGAGAAAACGGGGAGGCGGAUGAGGGGAAGAAGAAACUGCACUGGAAGCAGAGGAAAGCGAUGGAAGAAAAGAAGCAAGCGGAUGAGGGGAAGGGAAAGCAAGCGGGAGAAACUGCUGAGGCGGAUUUGGGGAAGAAGAAAUUGCACUGGAAGCAGAGGAAAGCGAUGGAAGAAAAGAAGCAAGCGGAUGAGGGGAGGAGAAAUAGAGCAGGAGAAAACGGGGAGGCGGAUGAGGGGAAGAAGAAACUGCACUGGAAGCAGAGGAAAGCGAUGGAAGAAAAGAAGCAAGCGGAUGAGGGGAAGGGAAAGCAAGCGGGAGAAACUGCUGAGGCGGAUUUGGGGAAGAAGAAAUUGCACUGGAAGCACAAGAAAGCAAUGGAAGAAAAGAAGCAAGCGGAUCAGGGGAAGAUAAAGGGGGGUAGGUGGGGGAAUGAAGUGGAGAGAGCUGGAGAGGAGGAGCGGAAGUUGGGACGUGAGGGAGGGGAUGAGAGGGGGGAUGGACGGGGGGAUGAGAGGGGGGAUGGAAGGGGGGAUGAGAGACGGGGGAAAAGGAGAAGGACGUUAGAACGGGGGACACAAGAGAGAGAGGCGGGAGAGGAGGAGGGUGCAGGUGAAGGGGAGGAGAUGAGCACCCGUGGCAAGCUGAUGAAGCCGAUCAGCAAGAAGGUGGCGAGUGGUUCGGCAGAAAGGCGACUUGUGAGUCCACUCAGGAGUCAGCUUGAGAGGGAAGCGGGAGAGGAGGAAGAGGAGGGUGCUGCAGGUGAAGCGGAGGGGACGCUGAGUGGGGUGAGCAGAGGAAAGGCAACGGCGAGUGAAUCGGCUGAAAGGCGGAGGAUCAAGGGAGUGCUUCUGGCAGAGGAGAUUAAGUGGGGGAUAAAGAAGGUGGUGGAAACAGGGAAUCUAGAGCAGAUGACUGUCAUAUCCGUGCAACAGCAGCUAGGGAAGGUUUUCGGGGAGAGCCAUUCGGUGAGCAACAGGCGAGUGAGGGUUUUGGUGACAGAGAUUUUCCAAGAGGAGUGGCAUAUGCUGGAACAGCAGCAGCGUGAGGAGCAUGUUGGGGGGAGUGAGCAACAGGCGAGUGAGGGCUGUGGUGACGGAGAUAUUCUAUUCGGAGAGGAGUGGCAUAUGCUGGAAUGGCAGCGUGAGGGGCACGUUGGGUGGCAGCAGCAGAGGGGCAUGUUGGAAUGGCCGCGUGAAGGUGGCUUUAUGUUGAUUCAGGAGUGA
Closterium sp. Naga37s-1 is the source of this 1497-nucleotide messenger RNA. The record is from the annotation of a GenBank genome assembly. NCBI's taxonomy places the organism in Eukaryota, Viridiplantae, Streptophyta, Zygnematophyceae, Desmidiales, Closteriaceae.